Molecule: messenger RNA, 744 nt
Organism: Lachancea mirantina
Lineage: Eukaryota; Fungi; Ascomycota; Saccharomycetes; Saccharomycetales; Saccharomycetaceae
Source: the annotation of a GenBank genome assembly
AUGAAUUUUAAGAUUGUGACUGCGACAAUUUUGGGCCUCGUUGCUUUGGGCCAAACUGCACCAACCGUUUAUACCAGUAACGCUACAGACGCAGAUGUUGAAUUUUCCGAUGACGUCGUUGCAUGGGGGAACCCAACAUUCCCAUCUAUUUACCAUACAUGCAAUGACACCGAUAUCAGGAUGAUCAAGAGCGCUUUCAUGGAUUCAUUGGAAGUUUCUGCGUACGCAAGAGAUAGAUUGCUCAAUUACGGUGCAGAUGACCUAUUUUUCAAUAGGUGGUUCGGGAACGGUAGUUUAACGACGGUUUUAGGUACCUUGGAUCAUCUGGUCGAAGCUUCAAAGGACGGCAUGCUUUUGAGAUGCGACGACAUUGAUGGUCUUUGUGCGAAGAAUCCAACUACGUACCCAGGAUAUCAUCGUGCGACCGAAGACAAAGAAACGGUCAUUUGUGACUUAUUCUACCAGACUAAAAAGCCACUUUCCAGCAUCUGUUUCGAAGGCAAUCUUGUAGAUGUACACCCAAAGCAUUAUGCUGGUGUCGAUAUGCUUCACCGUUACUUACACGUCUCGAUGAUGAACCUAAACGGUUACAUCGCCGAGUUUGCAGAAGACUUGGACGAAAUUGUCGAGUACGCGCAUUCGAACACUACUUAUGCAGUGAGAAACGUUGACAGCUACUUGUACUACAUGGCCGAUGUGUAUAGUUCAUCUGUCAUCGAAGGUGGCUGUUUGGGCAAACUUUAA